Phytophthora sojae is the source of this 519-nucleotide messenger RNA. RefSeq lists its product as hypothetical. The transcript is spliced from 2 exons. Lineage: Eukaryota; Oomycota; Peronosporomycetes; Peronosporales; Peronosporaceae. The record is from RefSeq and is a predicted model, not a curated record. Bases 1 to 519 code for a protein of 172 amino acids.
AUGACGGUCGAGUCGACAUUGCCCAAGCACAGGCCCUCCACCCGCAAGCAGGCCUCGCUGGCGGCGGUGCGGGCCGCACUGCGGGGGCGACCCGUAGCAGCCCAGUGGACUACGAACGACAAGGAAACCAAGUACAACCCGCUGGCCUUCCUCGAGAACCAAGGAUUCGCGACCCAGCAAGACUUUCGGGCGUGGCGUACCAAGAACGGCUACAAGACCCUGCGCGACUUCAUGGACCAUGGCAAGUACACGGUGACCAAGGGCGCCGACUUCUCUUGCGGUUGGACCGACCCCAAGGGCACCCCGCAGCCCAUUCCGGACGGAGACGCCAUGCGCUCCACGGGCUACACCCACGAUGGCCCGUGCGAGGUCUGGAUCGACAACACGCGCGUGCUGCAGGGCGACAACUGCCACGAGAAGAUCGCCGACAAGGGCUACACGAUCGACUACUCGGCUUGUAAGGGCACGUGCACGCUCCGUUGGUACUGGCGCAGGUGUACAAGGCUUGCAUCCCGCUGA